Eruca vesicaria subsp. sativa (arugula) is the source of this 1194-nucleotide messenger RNA. Lineage: Eukaryota; Viridiplantae; Streptophyta; Magnoliopsida; Brassicales; Brassicaceae. The record is from the annotation of a GenBank genome assembly.
AUGAUAUCACCGGCGAACUCGGCCAUCUCUCGCAACUCCGGCGAAAUCGGUUAUCAAAUCCGACGAGACCAAACGAUUUCUCCGAUGAAUGUGAUGAGCUCUCCGAACAAACCAGACCUCGUCUAUCUCGACCAAUAUGACCGCGUCGAGCUCCCUCGUCUUCGUCACGAGAGAGACCUUAACCCUUACCUCACCACCUCUGAGCUUUCUCAGCUCAUGAAAUGGAAGCUCUCUCGCGGCAAAUGGAGGCCGCGUCUGCUCGACUUCGUGUCGUCUCUGGAAGAUUCAGUGGUGAAAUCUGCUUCUGAAAAGGCGUUCAAAGCUCUCCCUAACAUCUCAAACGCUGUUAAAGAGCUCACUAUUCUUAAAGGUGUGGGUCCUGCCACCGCUUCAGCAGUUUUUGCUUCUUACGCGCCAGACAUUUCUCCGUUUAAGUCCGACGAGGUACAGUGCAGCUAUGGACUGAGAGUUGAUGAGUAUUCGUGUCAAGAAGAAGGUGGAUUUAUCAAAGGCGAGAAAGAGGAUGAGAAGGUGAAAUCUUCACCUGGGUUUGAUGAUGCCAAAUCUUCCAAGGGAGCUUCUGAGAAUGAUUCUGAAGAUGAUGAGUUCUAUGAUAUUGAGAGGUCGGAUUCUCAGGAUGGUUUGUCUUCAGAUGGUACUAGUGUCUCUGGCAUACCUGUUACUGGUGAUGUAACUUCUUUCGCAGUGUCUACUUGGCCCUGGAAGGAAGAACUUGAAGUGCCUAUCCGAGGUGGUGUACCCAUGGCUCUGAGGGGGAGUUCUAGGAACAGCAUAGCUCAGGAGGAUACGCAGCAUGUUGAUGAGAAAGGUUCAAAUACAGAGUCCCUUGCUGUUGUAGAAAAAUGGAAAGGACAGAUAGAAAAGGCUAUGAAUUUCUUUGCUGCGCUUUUAUUGCUGUUGAUGCCCGAAGAGAAUGCCUUUUGGGCAUUGACAGGAAUAAUUGAUGAAUACUUCAAUGGUUAUUAUUCAGAAGAUAUGAUUGAGUCCCAGGUUGAUCAACUAGUUCUGGAGGAGUUGGUUCGAGAAAGAUUUCCGAAAUUGGUUCAUCAUCUGGAUUAUCUUGGAGUGCAAGUGGCUUGGGUUAUAGGGCCAUGGUUUCUUUCCAUCUUCAUGAAUAUGCUUCCAUGGGAAAGUGGUCAGGUUCUAAACAUUAGAAUAGAGCGGUCUUGUUAG